AGUUAUACCAAUAUUAAAGAUAUAACAACUAUGAUUCUGUUUCUCUUCCUCUUUUUUAUGAUACUCAACGGAGGAGAUGGACAAUGUCCUAAAGUUGAAUGUAGACCAAAAUUUAAUUGUUUAUGUCCAGAUCUCACUUCUCCUCCAGCCUCUUCCGGUGAUCUACGUAUCGUCUCAACACCUCAAUUUGUGAUAUUAACAUUUCAAGGAAAUGUUAAUCAACACUCUUACGACAGUCUUUCGGACAUUUUUACACCGGAUAGACAAAAUCCAAUGAAUGUCGGUAGAGUAACACCUACUAUAUUUGUAGCUGAUAAAUCCAUUACUGGUUUAAAAACUGACUAUUGUACUGUUGGAAAACUAUUCUGGGAAGAAGGAUUUGAAAUUGCUUCCCACUCAAUAUCUUAUAGAGAACCGCCAAAUUGGUGGAGCACUCAUGCCGAUUAUACAGACUGGUUUGGAGAAAUAGAAGGCCAAAGGAAAAAGCUACAAGAAAAGGCAGAUAUCCCAAAAUCUAAUAUAACAGGCUGGCGAUCACCUUUCUUUGGCAGUAAUCAAUUUCAAUACGAUGUCCUUACAAAUCGUCAAUAUGAAUAUGAUUCUACGAUAAUCUACACGCCUAAAAAAGAGGAAAGCGGUAAAACGAAAAUAGAGCAAUGGCCAUUUACUUUGGACUAUCCCAAGGCAUGCACUCGAUUAAAAUGUCCCCUUGAAUCACAUCCAGGCUUAUGGGAAUUUCCAGUAACCACUCUUGUAGACGGAGGAGGCGAGAGAUGCUCCGUUAUGAAUGAAUGUAAAAAUAAACCGAAAUAUAAAGGAGAAGCUUAUCGAAUGUUAAUAGAUAAUUUUAAUUUUGCAAAAUUUUCAAUGAGAGCUCCAAUUAUUAUUGCGUUAACAACUCAAUAUCUAAUAGACUAUCCUGAUGUUAAAGAAGGAAUUAAACAAUUCUUGGAUGAAGUUUUAGACCAAGAAAACGUUUUUGUAGUUGAUAUUCAAAGAUUUCUUGCUUAUAUGAAAAGUCCAAUUGGUUUAAGUGGCAUUGAAAAUAUUGAUGGUUUACGAGAAAGACCCAUAAAGAAUUAUAAUUGCAAAAUAACUCAGUUAGCUGCACCUGUUGCUGUUUCAGAGAGAAGGCUACUAUUUGACUUUUUAAAUAUUAGUGAUGGAGAAUUAUUUUUAUUAAUCCAUACUUUAUGUUUAAUAGCUAUAUUUGUUUUAAUUAAAAAUUCGACCCACUGUAAAGUUCUUGGAAUUGAGACUAGCUGCGAUGACACAGGAAUUGGAAUAGUUAAUGAAGAUGGGGUCGUUCUGGGUGAAGGUCUAUAUUCACAAACAAAAACACAUGUUAAUUUUGGUGGAAUUAUCCCACCUAUCGCCAGGGAUUUACAUCUUGAAAACUUUGAUAAGGCCUUAAAUACCGCUUUGCAAUCGGCAAAAUUAGAAUUUAAGGAUAUAACUCAUAUUGCAACAACCGUUAAGCCUGGAUUAGCACUCUCACUGGAAGUCGGUUUGAAAAAGACCAGAAAUUUAGUUAAUAUUCAUAGAAAACCUUUCAUCCCUAUUCAUCAUAUGGAAGCUCAUGCUUUAACUGCUAGAUUGACUGAAAAGGUUGACUUUCCAUAUUUGGUUCUGCUAAUAAGUGGAGGCCAUUGCCUAUUGGCUGUUGCACAGAGUGUUAACAACUUUCUUUUACUUGGAAAAAGUAUUGACAAUGCCCCCGGAGACGUUAUCGACAAAAUUGCUCGACGACUAAAAAUUAACGGCAUUACCGAAUGUGACGGUCUUAAUGGAGGCUCAGCCAUUGAAAAAUUAGCUAAACGUGGAGAUCCAAAAUCGCUUGAACUUGUUCACUCCAUGAGUCAAUAUAGGGAUUGUAAUUUUUCUUUCGCAGGUGUUCAUUCAGUAUUCAUUAAUAGGAUAAAAAAAUACGAAAGAGAUUAUGAUAUUAAGGGAGGGCAAAUUUUGCCUAAUAUAUCAGAUCUAUGUGCAAACUUUCAGUAUUCUAUACUACACCAGUUUGCGAGAAGACUACAGCGAGCAAUUUUAUAUUGUUUAACUUUAAAGUUAAUUCAGGAAGGUGGAACGGUAGUUGUCUCUGGUGGAGUUGCUUCUAAUAAAUUCUUUAGAAAUGGUAUUGACAAAAUAAGUAAACAUUAUGGAUUGAAUACCGUAUUUCCACCUACGAAAUACUGCACCGAUAAUGGAGUUAUGAUUGCAUGGAAUGGAGUGGAGAAAGUUAGAGAAAAUAUCGAUAUAUUGAAUAAUGCCGAUGAAGUUGACUUUGAGCCAAAAAGUCACUUCGGAAUAGAUGUUAGCAAUGAUAUUAAAAAUUACGAUAUAAAAGUCCCAGGAGUCAAAUUUUUGUAG
Messenger RNA from Dimorphilus gyrociliatus, 2367 nucleotides. Lineage: Eukaryota; Metazoa; Annelida; Polychaeta; Dinophilidae. The record is from the annotation of a GenBank genome assembly.